AUUGGCGCAAUUAGGGUGUAGAGUAACGGUUUUAAGGUUCUUCUUACUUCAGUGAAAUUUGUUGUUCCAUGACUGCCAUUUUAUAUUCUACAUUCUUAAACGUAGUGUGAGGUGACGGUUGUGGUAAUGUAGGUCCUGGUACUAGGGGUUCUUGGAUUAUUAACACCCUGCUUGUGUCAAUGGAACUAUCUUUGAGGACAAGUUUUUCUCACGGCAAAAAAAGGACCACCUGGGUCAGGAAAAGGUACACAAUCACCAAUUAUUAAGGAUGAGUACUGCUUGUGCCACCUGGCUACUGGUGACAUGCUGAGAGCUGCUAUUGCUGCUAAAUCCCCUCUUGGGAUUAAGGUUAUGGCUUUGGACAAGGGAGAACUUGUUUCCGAUGAUUUGGUUGCUGGGAUAAUAGAUGAAGCAUUAAAGAAGCCAUCAUGUCAAAAAGGUUUCAUUCUUGAUGGAUUUCCAAGGACUGUUGUCCAAGCACAAAUGCUUGAUGAGAUGCUUGAAAGGCGUGGAGUUAAAGUUGACAAGGUGCUCAACUUUGCAAUUGAUGAUGCGGUCUUGGAGGAGAGGAUUACUGGUCGCUGGAUACACCCUGCUAGCAGCAGGACCUAUCACACAAAUUUUGCACCUCCUAAAGUUCCUGGUGCUGAUGAUGUCACUGGUGAACCUUUGAUUCAACGUGAAGAUGAUACUCCAGCUGUUCUAAAAUCAAGGCUAGAGGCCUUUCAUAAACAGACUGAGCCAGUAAUUGACUAUUAUAACAAGAAGAAUAUUGUUACAAACAUUAUUGCAGAGAAACCCCCACAGGAGGUUACAGCUGAUGUUCAAAAGGUACUCUCCUCGUGAAAGGGAGGCGGUUUUCCAUUUACUUGGCAUAGAGUCUGGGAAUUUUGGUCAUAUGUACUCUAAUAUAUUGUUGGAUCACUAACUACUCUUGCAUUCUCUGACUGUAACUCUGUAAGCCCCAACAUUUUUUUUUUAAUUUAUUACAUGUGAACUGUAAGCGGCAGCUUCCCUCAAUUUCUGAUUAGC
This is a messenger RNA of Ilex paraguariensis (yerba mate), 1032 nucleotides long. Lineage: Eukaryota; Viridiplantae; Streptophyta; Magnoliopsida; Aquifoliales; Aquifoliaceae. The record is from the annotation of a GenBank genome assembly.